CCUCAGGCAAGCAGGCCUGAAUUUCUAGACCUUUCCGUUGAGAGCUCCCCCAAAAAGGGAUCUAGAAGGUCUUCCCAGAGUGUUCCCCCACUAUCCCCUUCCCCCCCCGCCCAAUGCGCCCUCCAAGCUCUAGCUUGGGCUGCGUUGGACACAAACCUACAGACAAACCUGGCACAGGGAGGCAGGGAAGUGCCAGGCUUGACGAAGAUAUGUGUAUUAGUGUGUUCGUAUAUGUAAGGUAGAGUGUGUUGCAUCCACACCGCAAGCAGACCCAUCGUCACUGACAUUGUAUGUGUGGUGGGGUAAAGGGGGGAAAGGAGGGAGGAGGAGGGAACAGGCUCGACUGCUCCCCCUAAUACUGCAGGAUUGAAUGGGCGAGGAGGGUGGUAUUGGGUUCCCUCACCCCACUCCCACCACCCACACGCCUCUGCUCCCAACCCAGCACAGCCACCCACUUCUGUCCGCCUGCCACCCCGCCUGCCCACCCACUUGCCACCCGACUGCCGUCGAGGAAACAACCUGCAACCGAACCAGCAUAACGUUUUCUCGAGCAACGAUUUUCAUACUUGGUCUGCGACGUCUUCGCGCUCAACGUGAAAAUUGUAAACCUUGACGACACAAAGCACGCAGGUAGACGGAUUACCCAUUGAUGAAAAGAAAAGAUUUAUUAUUCAAGAAUAGCUGGUAACCGUGUUUUCAACUUUGAAAAAUGGAGGGUGGAAUUAGUAGGUUGGAUUGCUAUGAGGAUAUGUUCAAAGAAAUUACGAGAAAACUUUACGGCGAAGAUCCCGAUCAUAGAACGUCAAGCGUACAAAACGAGUUCGAGACAUCAGUUUCGUAUAAAAAUGACGAAGAUACCGGGAAUGGAACUGAUGGUAGUGACGACGGAAAUUGGACGUGCGAAGAGGAGCCGCUCAAGGGUACAGAUGGAAGCCGAAUUGCAGCUUACCAUGCUAGCAAAGCAACGUGGCGAUGCUACGAGUGCGGUGAGAUAAUGGGAGGAGGCCCACGAGAGGCUGCUGAACAUUUUAUGGAACUCCAUUCGACACGAAUUCUAGCUGACGACAAUCGGCAAAGACACCAUUCUCCCCGUAAAGAUUAUUUGCAUGCGGAACUAAAAGUGGACGACGUAGUGACGUACUUAGAAAGGUUGAGGGAAAGAGCUGAGCGGUCUGCUCCUCCCACUCGUAGAACACAAGAGACGCAAACUCUUCCGGCAACUCUUCUGCCCAUGACCUCAACUUUUUUGUUACAAGAAUUACCUUCUACCUCACAAACUCAGCACCUUCAUCAGACUACUCCACCACCUUCAACUUCGACACCAUCGACAUCCGUGGCGGUAAAACGUUACAACUGCAAAUACUGCCCAUACGGUACUGAUAGACGCGAUCUUUUCGUGCGUCACGAGAAUAUACAUCGGGAACAGAAGCCAUUUUUUUGUUACGAGUGCAACAAGCCUUUUAAUCGUGCUGACCACGUGAAAAAACAUUUUACUCGUAUGCAUCGUGAAAGCAAUUACGAUGUCUCGCGAAUAAGAAGACCACCGGAGCCGAAAUCAAUGUCGCAAGACCCGACCGAAGCACCGGGGCCUAGUAACAGCGUGAAUAGUCAACAACAGCAACAACAGCAACAUGUCAGUUAUCAAACUUUCACCGGCAACAGGGAAUAUCAAAUGCAACCAACUCCUGGCACGAGCAACGGUGCCGGAAUUUAUCAAGCGUCGACCAUGCAAAACAUGCCGAAUAUCACUAGUGCUAUUUCGCCGCCCGAGGCGAGUACAAGUAGAAGAGGACAAAGCAGCGGAUGUCACAGCAGAAGCCAUACAAAGAGUAGUUCGAAGAAUACGGGCGAACGAAGGUUUUCUUGUCAGUUUUGCCCAUGGACAGGGGUAGACAAUUGGUGUUUGAAAAGGCAUUUAAACACACAUAUAAAGCCCUAUUCGUGUUCUUUAUGCGACUACAAAGCAGCGCGCUCCGAAAGACUCUCGACGCAUUUAUCGAGAGUGCAUGCUAAAAAACAAUGCACGAAAUGCGGGUUUUUGUGUGAUACGGAAGAGGAACUACACGUACAUCAGCUUCAAACGCAUCGCAUGAGUAAUACAUCGGCAUCGGCUUCUCGGGUGACACCGCCAACAAAUCGAGCCUCGAUCCAAGAACCUUUACACCCCCCUGUUGGAGGUCGUGCGCCACCUGGGCCACCCGUUUUCCCGCCUCCGCAACAACCAAUAGUGCAACCUUCUUCCUCUGCAGUGGUACCGUCGACAAGUACUCUUCUCGGCCACGAGAUGGUAAAGUCGCCUGCAACUGCAACGACUAUGGCAUACCCCACGGAGGAGGAGAAGCGGUCGUACUGUCGCGCUGGCGACGUCAACGGUGACGGCGACGCCAAGCACGACGACGUUGACCACGCUGACGACGACGACAAUGACGACGACAACGACGACGACGAUAGUGACGGCGUCGUCCGAAGCAAUGGUAACCGCGAGGAACGCAGUCGUGACUUCGGCGCGUGUCACGUUUGCAGUUUCAAGAGUGAUAGGGACUUUGAAUUAUGUAGCGAUCACAGUAAUAGAUGUAUUAAGGACGACGUUAUUGAUGUGUCCAACAGGAAUAGCCUAAUGCUACGCCUACUUGGUAUCGACAUAAGUGACCGCACGAUACCUAUACAUAUAAAUAUCAACAUGCAAAAACCACAAAGUCAAGAACAGGCGCCAGAAAAGCAAGAUCUCCACCAAGUAUCAGAUCCGAAAGGAAUUCCACUCAAUACCGAAAUACUACACGCCGCUUUAAUCAGACGUGUACAUGGGCAAGAACAACAGUGCCGUGUCAAUGAUUUAGAGGACGAAGGAAGUAAUUAUACUCCACGAAGAAGGAAGCAAUUAUACCCGCAAAAAGUGCAUUUCGAUGAGCUGUUGGAGUCAGAGGAAUCAGAUGAAGAUUUUAGUUGGAUGUUUUUACCCAAUCAAUUACCCGAUCAAUCGCCCGAUCAGUUGCCCGAUCAAUUGCCCGAUCAAUCGCCCGAUCAAUCGCCCGAUCAAUCGCCCGAUCAAUCGCCCUCGGCUACCAAAGAAGACGCAACGAUGCAGGUAAAAAUAAAAAACAACAAUGUACAAUCGGGUAAAGUAUCACCAAGGUUGUUCAUGUGUAUUCUGUGCCCGAGGCUUAGUACGGCCGGGCGAGGUACAGUCAACGAGGGACAUAGAUCAUAUCAAACCCGAACUUCGUUGUUAUUACAUGUAAGCGAUCGAACUGAAGAAAUACCAUCUUGACAAUUAAGAAUCAUAAAAGAAAGAGAGAAAGCGUAUCGGAGCGACAGCCUGGAUAGCUUAAUUGGUAGAGCAAUCGCCCGGCAAGCAAAAGAUCCCGGAUUUAAUUCCCGGUCCAGCAACCUCGUGUUCCCGAUACAUUUUCUCUCCGACUUUUAUAGAUUUCAGAAGUAUGAUCGUGUUCAUGUUUCCUCGGAAAGAUUCGGAUUAGCUAUUCGGUUUCAUAUGUGCGGGUGUUUGAAUUUAAAGUCAUAUUAUGUGUGUAACUGGAGCUGUAUGCGUCCGUCAAGUUGGGUGGCUGGUGUACACGUUUAAUGUUAGUGUAGUAGCAACCUCGUGCUCCCGGUAUAUUUUCUCUCUGACUCUUAUAUCUUCGUAUUCACGGGUGGACAUGCUCGCUAAUUUCGUCUGUUUAUUAGAUGACUUGCGCGUUGCGCAACUUCGACGUUGAUUUUCGUUGAUCCGAAAAUGGAUUACGUCUGGAAUCUGCGCAAAAUGUUUAUAUUUGUGGAGAAAGAUUAUAAUAUACAUCGAUAUUUCUCCGUUUCUUCGUUGUGUAACAUGUUCGCUAUCUAUACGUACUAUCUCUUACGAGAGAGACCAACGUAAUAUGUGUGACAGCGAUUAUUUUUCUUUUCAUGUCCAUAUAAACAAACUAAUUUGUUUUACACACAUGACAAAAAAAUUAUACAGAGUGAGCUAUAGGGAGAGUUCCCCAAAUGAACCGUGAUAGCGAACAUGAUAAGUCAGUAACACACGUAACUUAGUACAAAGUACAAAUACCGAUUAUAUUUAUUAUUUUAAUUUUGCUAUAUUUUUUUAAUGUCGUGAUGGAAUUCAUAUCUUUUUAUAAUUGGAAUCAGAUAUUAUAAGAUUUAAAUGAUACAAUCUGACGCUGGCAGUAUGAAAAACAAAAAGUGUGUGGCUCAAAAAAUGAACAACAUAUAACAGCAUACAGAGUAAAGAGAUGUGCAAUGGAAGUAAAAGUAAGGAUCAGAAAAGUCCUGUGAAAUACAUCGAUAUUCUGAUAUAUUUAAAUCUCUCGAUUGGUUGGCUUCAAAUUGCCGUGUUCCUCGUAUAAACUCUAUCGUAAUAGGAAUGCGUAGCUAAAUUUGUGUUUGUCGAGACGAGAAUCGCACGUGACAGAAAAGCACGAGAUUUCGUGCCUUAAGCCCGUAUCAAACUACCGACUAGACAGGCCGAACCGAUUAUCGAAGCGACCUCAAUGUGAUUAGUUCACUAAGAGUCGACAGUCGGGUCGACCUGUUCAAUCAAUAGUUUGAUACGGACUUUACUUGAUGUAACAUUUUAAAAUAUCGUUUAAUGAACCACUAAUAUUAACGACAGACAAGUUUACGAUGUGUCAGAAAAAUACGCAAAUAAAUAGUAUAAUUUCUACACAAAUAACUAUUAUAUAUUAUAUUAAAACGUAAUUAACUUCUCGAAUGCGCGAGCCAAGAAUAAUAUAACUGUUUGCAUUCUGAUUACGAUAAAGUUUAGGAAAUAUGCCAUUUUUUUCGAUUAAUUUACUCUCCACAGAAUAGGAACAAUUUGCCGAGCGUCAGGCACAAGUAUUUCAAAUACCGAGGAUCGAAUUAGAUUUUUGCUAUUUAUAUAUUGGACCAAUCAAAACACUUGACCUAAUUGGUCAAUUAAUCAUCAUCAUCACUUAAUCAUUUCUUCACAGUGAAUUUAUUUUAUCUUAUGUUGUUGUUUUUAUUUAGAGGAAAUUUUCACUUCACGAAAAUCUUUUUAUUUUAUCAAACAAAAAAAAAUUAAGAGUCGCAAUAAAAGACGUCACACAUACAAGUCGAGAUAAUAUCUUUAACAUAUAAAGUUAUACCAUUCUAAAGAGCUUUCCAUAAGAAAUUCAUGUUAUGUUCUAGAAUGGUGUAGUUCAUGUGUUAAGAUUACUAUAUCGCUUGUGGACACAUGUGUAAUACAGAUAACAAUAUUAAGUAUAAUGUCUAUAUACUAUAUACCGCUAUAAAAAUAACACUUUCACGGUGAUUAAUCACGAUUGAUGAAUAAUUAGUUGGUCUUGAACAACAUGAAUUCGGCCAAAAAAGAUUGAACCGAAUUCUCAAAACUUGAACUCAAUAGCUUUUUCUUGUUAUAAUCUAAGAUUGUUAACCUUUCUUCAUUUUUUUUAUUCGUUAUUGUUUCAUGUACUCUGACACGAAAAGUAACGAAAGGUUUUACAGAGAGAGAUUUCAAAAUACUUUCCCUAGAAGUUUUCAUGGAUCUAUUAGAUAAGAUAUUUGAUCGAAGUGAUUUUUCUUAUCAUGAGUAUUCGGAUAACAUUUCAAGUCAUCGGAAUAUAUCGGAUAUUUUGUCAGAAAGGACAACUCAGUUUCGACAACAACACAAAAGGCUGCAGAUUUUCGUUUUAUCACGAUAAGCCAUUUUUAUUAUGUAAAAUGCAAGAUCCAUAAUUACUCGGGGAAAUGUAAACAGAAGCUAGUCGGAAAGUCGAGUCCUAGUAUUUCCGUGAUCGAAAUCGUGUAUAUUUCUAACUUCCAGAAGUAAGAGAUGAGAGAAAAAAAAAGAGAGACAGAGAGAAUGAGGGAGGGGGGAGGGGAGAGAGAUGCCGAACUACGUACGAAUGAAAUAAAUGUGACUCUUUAAUUGAAAGUACUUUAACGUAACAUAGGAGGACAUGUGAAUACAUUUUUUCGCAGCGGCCUGCUCAACCGCUUUUGAGCAUAAGAUAUCAAUCGGAUUUAAAGUGAUUGUAGAUGUUGCAUAAAAUACAGGAUCCUAAAAUUGAUCACUUUAUUAAUAUUGUUAAUUAAUUUUUUCAAAACAAAUUUUAAACCGUUAUUAUUUACAUUAAAUUAAAAAUUUUACGAUUAUUUAUUAAUUAUAUUAAUUAUAGUUGAAGUUUCACUCGAAAUUUACGAUAAUUUCUUGAUGUAUAUUAUUUUUUACUUUCUAUAAAAUUGUUGGCUUUUCGGCAUAAACUUUAUUAAAAAAAAAAAAAUUACAGAGAACCAAAUCUAAUUAAAUCCUAAAAGCCCGGAGUUCAAUUAAAAUCGCGUUUCCUGAAGUUAAACAGAGAUAUUUCCUUAUCUCUUUCGCGAGAGUCUUGGAGUAUAUAUUUAUUCGUUUUAAAUAUUCAUAGGUCCUUUAUAGUCAGUGCAAAAAAUAUUGAAAUUAAAAAUAUAUAUACAACUACUUAAAAUGAAGUGAUUGAUUUUAAGGCAUUUUAAGACUUACGGUAUGACCUUUGUGGUUGCGAAAAACACACUACGACGAUAUUUUUAGACGAGAUGGACAGACUGCAGCGACAAUGGGUCAAUAAUCGAUGUCUAAUCGAAUUCGUCUUUUUCAAUCUUUUCGUCCAUCUAAUUCUACGCAUAUUUUCUCUCUUUUUUCUUAAAGACAAUGAUGAUGUCGUUAAUACUUCGGAGGGGUCUCAUAAUGUAAGCCUUCCGGAAGAUAUGCUUGACUAUACGUGAUUUUUAUAUAACGCGUUUGUACAAAAAACGUUUUCUUGUUUACGUUAUCACGUGAAAUAUAUUAUAUCAUGAAACAUGAAUAAAGGAAAAGUUGCAGACUUGUAGAAGGAUCUCGUUGCAGACCUAAAUGUUUGCACUUUUCUAUAUUUUCUUCUAAA
Molecule: messenger RNA, 6884 nt
Organism: Odontomachus brunneus
Lineage: Eukaryota; Metazoa; Arthropoda; Insecta; Hymenoptera; Formicidae
Gene: chn
Product: zinc finger protein 37
Exons: 8
Coding region: 710-3268 (852 amino acids)
Biological process (GO): regulation of transcription by RNA polymerase II
Cellular component (GO): nucleus
Molecular function (GO): DNA-binding transcription activator activity, RNA polymerase II-specific; RNA polymerase II cis-regulatory region sequence-specific DNA binding
Source: RefSeq, a predicted model, not a curated record